AUGACACAGAUUCGCCGCAGCGGGCGCGCCGAGCCUAUCGUGCACUCCGUCAAGCUCCAGACUGAAAUCUGCCACCUGACCAUCCAGCGCUACGAGGACCGUCUCGUGAUGCUCGACGAGGACGAAAAGUACAUCAACUCGCUGAUGAUCCAGCUGGACGAGCUCGACGUGAGCAGCGACGAGUACUACCAGUUCAUGAGCCAGCUCAUCAUCGUCUGGAAGGAGAUGGAGGAGCUGAAGGCGAAGAUUAAGGUCCUGAAGGAGGAGCUGUCGAAGUUGAUGUUGAAGGAGUUGCUGGAUGAGGUCUAG
Morchella importuna is the source of this 309-nucleotide messenger RNA. RefSeq lists its product as uncharacterized. The transcript has a single exon. The record is from RefSeq and is a predicted model, not a curated record. Bases 1 to 309 code for a protein of 102 amino acids. Lineage: Eukaryota; Fungi; Ascomycota; Pezizomycetes; Pezizales; Morchellaceae.